ACGCCUUCUCCUGCACCUCAACAAGGGCCCCUCCACACCACACACAUGGCCUGCUACGACCUCUGCCGCCCCUGCGGACCCACCCCGCUGGCCAACAGCUGCAACGAGCCCUGUGUCAGGCAGUGUGAGGACUCCCGCGUCGUCAUCCAGCCUCCCACCGUGCUGGUCACCCUGCCAGGACCCAUCCUCAGCUCCUUCCCCCAGAGCACCGCCGUCGGAUCCUCCUCAUCCGCUGCCGUGGGCAACGUCCUGGGUGCCCAGGGAGUGCCCGUCUCCUCUGGGGGCUUCGGCUACGGCCUUGGCAACGGCUUCGGAGGCCUGGGCUGCUACGGUGGUGGAAGAGGCUGCAACAUCUGCUAAGGGCUCUUGACAACAUGCCUGAAACCAGCCACCCACAUUCUGGAAGCCCUGUCAAGGAUUGAGGAUGCAUGUCUGGGAUAUUUCUGAUGCAUAUAUCUGCUGUUCACAGCUCCUCUCUAGGCACUGAGAAAGUAAGCAGGACAGUAGCCAGCCCAUCCGGCCUGAAAAUAUGGCCCUUGAUUCUCCUCCUCUUCUCCCUUAUUUGCAUCACUCUGUCUCCUAUGUCAGGUACUCUCUGUCCUAACCAGCAUCUCACAAGCUAAGAAAGCUUCAGGGGACCUUUAGUGGGCUCCUCCCAGUUCAGGACUUGGAGACCUCAGUGCUCUGAGAGCAUGUUCUUGAAUCAGAAAACCUCGGUGAAUAGUCAUCCUACCCACACCUUAGACCAGCUCUCUACAACCUUAUGAUGUUACAUUUUCAUCCUCUUUUUUCAAUAAAGUUCUUCUGCAUUCAA
Messenger RNA from Melopsittacus undulatus (budgerigar), 814 nucleotides. Its product is annotated as feather keratin 1-like. Gene Ontology annotation, molecular function: structural constituent of cytoskeleton. The transcript is spliced from 2 exons. The record is from RefSeq and is a predicted model, not a curated record. Gene Ontology annotation, cellular component: intermediate filament. Lineage: Eukaryota; Metazoa; Chordata; Aves; Psittaciformes; Psittaculidae. Bases 46 to 360 code for a protein of 104 amino acids.